Scaptodrosophila lebanonensis is the source of this 1746-nucleotide messenger RNA. RefSeq names its product mitochondrial sodium/calcium exchanger protein-like. The transcript has 7 exons. The coding region runs from base 1 to 1746 and encodes 581 amino acids. Gene Ontology annotation, biological process: monoatomic cation transport; intracellular calcium ion homeostasis; transmembrane transport. The record is from RefSeq and is a predicted model, not a curated record. Lineage: Eukaryota; Metazoa; Arthropoda; Insecta; Diptera; Drosophilidae. Gene Ontology annotation, molecular function: calcium:sodium antiporter activity. Gene Ontology annotation, cellular component: membrane.
AUGGCUGCCGAUGAUAAGUUAAAUUAUAUGGAUGAAGAGUUUGCGAACUACGCCGAAUCAGUCAGUUGUCUGAAUUUAUUGAGCUUUCCAUAUGCGGAUCGGUGCGAGUUCGUAAAGAAAACGCCGGAAUGUGUGGAAGAGAUGCGUCUUCUUACCUACACUAUGAUAUUGUCCUGCGAAAUUGGUGUGAAAAACAAGUUUGAGGAAUGCGUAUUUAUAUCGGUUUGUGUGGCAUUAUGUUUCGAGUUCCUUCUGAUGCUGGCUUAUAUAGCAGAUGUGUAUUACAGCCCAGCGCUCCGAACAAUCUCCAGACAUUUGCACAUGAACGAACAUUUGGCGGGAGUUACAAUUUUGGCGUUUGGCAACACUUCGCCGGAUGUGUUUGCAAAUUUGGCGGAGCUGAAGGGUACGAGAGCAGUUUUUGCAAACAGCAUGGCAAGCUCCUUAUUUGUCACAAUGUUGACCGGCGGGGUCGUGUGCUUCCUCAGUCCAUUCCGUAUGAAUGCUCAUUCCACAGUGCGAGACAUUUUGUUCAUCAUGAUGGGUGUGCUCCUGAUGGAGUUUUUGCUAGUAGACGAUGAUGAAGCCGAUAUAUCAGAGUGCAUUGCGAUGAUCAUGCUAUAUGUACUUUAUAUUGGUGUCAAUAUGAUCGACUUGUACUUGAUGAGGCGUUCCAUUAAGACCAUACAAAUAGAAAUGGAAGAGUUGAUGUAUGAACCGGAAACCGUUGAAACGCAGAUGAAGUGGAAGCGAUAUCAACGCAAUUUAAGCGAGAUGCUCAAUGAUGUUGAUGUUAAAGAAACCAUUGAUCCUGAACUUACGCGCAAUGCUCAUUACGAUCCGAAUAAUUCAAAAAAUGACAACCUUUUCCGAGAUGCAUGGCACGUAUUAAAGCCCUUUAAAAUGAAGGAGUGGCAUGAAAGUAGUACAGUGUGGCGCUCAAUUCUGUUGGCAAAAGCUCCAGUGGUCGUGUUGUGCGGCUUACUGAUUCCACUCACGAAUAAAGAACACGAUAAACAUGGCUGGUGUAAGCUUCUUAACUGCAUUCAAGUGGUUAUCACGCCAUCUUUGAUCGUUAUGGUGGGCAUGGGAUACAUUGAUCGUUCGUGCUCUGUUUGGCAUUUGGAACUGCAGUUUGCGUAUACUCCAUAUCUGAUCCCUCUUUUUCCGUUGGCUGCUCUUGUCUUUUGGCACUCACGUACUGAUACUCCGCCUUCCUACCACUGGAUAUUCAGUUACAUAAGCGUGGCUGGUUCGAUGUUUCUGCUAUAUGUUUGCGCCACCGAAAUCGACAAAAUAUUCGAUUUGAUUGGAACAGUGUUGGAUAUAUCCGAGCAUUUCAUGAAUGCCACCGUGUGCUGUGCAUGUAACUGCCUCGGUGAUCUGGUUACGAAUGCUGUGCUGGCCAUGCAAGGAUACGAGAAAAUGGCCUAUGCUGCUUCUAUGGGUGGUCCAUUCUUUAAUAUUCUCAUUGUUACUGGUGCUACUUUUAUAUCACGAAUUUAUCUUGGUCUGGAAAAUAAGUGGGAAUCGCAGCUUGGCGAAUAUGGCCUCAACUGCCUGGUAUUUCUCAUAUUGGGGCUGUUCACAACUCUGAUCUGGACCUCUGUCCUUAAUUUUAGGGCCAGACGCUCAAUGGGAAUUUUUAAUAUGUGCAUCUACUUUCUUUUUCUCUUAUUCAGUACUUUGGCAGAGAAUGGUAUUAUACACAGCUAUCGAAAAGAUCAUUUUAUCAGCAUCCAAUAA